Eremothecium gossypii ATCC 10895 is the source of this 702-nucleotide messenger RNA. RefSeq names its product GTPase-activating protein AGE2 (gene AGE2). Gene Ontology annotation, biological process: endoplasmic reticulum to Golgi vesicle-mediated transport; intra-Golgi vesicle-mediated transport; endocytosis. NCBI's taxonomy places the organism in Eukaryota, Fungi, Ascomycota, Saccharomycetes, Saccharomycetales, Saccharomycetaceae. Gene Ontology annotation, molecular function: GTPase activator activity. The record is from RefSeq and is marked provisional. The transcript has a single exon. The coding region runs from base 1 to 702 and encodes 233 amino acids. Gene Ontology annotation, cellular component: Golgi apparatus.
AUGACAAGCGUCGAGGUUCGCCGGGUGCUGGAACAGCUGCUGCGUGAUCCGUGCAACCAGCAGUGCGCCGACUGCAAGAACUCGGCCCACCCGCGGUGGGCAUCAUGGUCGCUGGGCGUGUUCGUCUGCAUUCGGUGCGCGGGCUUCCACCGGUCGCUCGGCACGCACGUCAGUAAGGUCAAGUCUGUGGACCUGGACACCUGGAAGGAAGAGCAUUUGCAGCAGGUGGUGCGGUUCGGUAACAACCAGCAGGCCAACAAAGUGUUCGAGGGCCGGCUGGGCGGCGGUUCCUACGUGCCCGACCAGAGCAAGAUGGGCCAGUUCAUCAAAACCAAGUACGAAGUGCGCAAGUGGUAUCUGGAGGAGGGCGCCUGCGAGCCGGCGUUGCCGGAGGCAGCGCCCGCGGCCGCGUCGCCGCUUCCCGUGUCGGUGCCCAUGUCGCCGGCCGGCGUGGGUCGCGAGGCGUCUGCUUCGCCUGCGCUGGCGGUCUCUCCUGCGCCGGCGUCGCCGCCCGUAUACUCCGCGAACGCGCGCCCUGACCUCAAGAAGUCCAUCUUGUCUCUCUACGCCAAGCCGCGGCAGCAGUCCCCUGGCGUGGCCUCCAGUGCCUCCUCAUUGAACAGCGCAGCGGCGUCCGCGGGUGUCAGCUAUAGCGCUGCCUCGCUCGAGGACAACGAGCUCUUUAAAAAUGUUUGGACUUAA